Patiria miniata (bat star) is the source of this 970-nucleotide messenger RNA. Its product is annotated as delta-like protein C. Lineage: Eukaryota; Metazoa; Echinodermata; Asteroidea; Valvatida; Asterinidae. The coding region runs from base 154 to 624 and encodes 156 amino acids. The transcript has 4 exons. The record is from RefSeq and is a predicted model, not a curated record.
AGAUCCACGCGUGAAUAGCAAACGAAGCGCAAGCAAUGUGGGAUAUUUUGAGUCCUGGUUUUGCAAGAGCGAUCGUCCCACUCGGUGUACUGCAGGCUCACAGACGACAGUGUCUCCACGGAUCGGCAAUAAUAUCCAAGCCACAGACCCACAAUGCCUCGUUUCGUCAGGCAACCCGCCCUCCUGCUGAUCCUGAGUCUGUGCUUCGCCGUCCAGGUCCUAGACGCCGGUGACGUCUUUCGUUUCCGGUCGCGGCAACCAGACUAUCUCCAGCCGGCUGUGCGCACCAGAGUCCGGCGCCAGGCCUUUCAUCAAGGACCACCAACGGUCCCUCCCCCACCACCUCUGCGAGACUGCCCAUGCAGCUCUAAUCCGUGUUUGAAUGGAGGCGUGUGUAUCUCUGAGCCCGGUAGCGUACCUAACACCGUGGACUUCAACUGCAUCUGCCGGGAAAGCUGGAACGGCACUACUUGUGACGUGUGCCUCACUGGAAGCCCGCUUUGCAGCAACUCUUGCCUGACUCAUCGCAACAACGACAUCUGCAACGACGGUGGUGUGGGCUCCUACGACGACAAGUGCCCUGCGGGUACCGACUGCAAGGACUGUUUCUCCCGGUGUAUCUGACUCGAGCCGGAGGGAACUGCAGAUCUCGCGGAGGUCUACCCAGCGCCUCCAUUGGGAAUGAUAACUACACUAUCUUUUUUGUUAACUUAAUUUAGAACUGAACGUGGAGAUGAUUAAGUUAUGAAUGACAGUAUAUUACGAUAUAUACGUUAUAUUACGAUGUGACUUCCAUGGUCCAAUACAUGUAUGAUUGAAUGAAAUUAUUAAUGUUAUUUUUUUGUAAGAUGUCAUUCAGAAAAAGCUUCGCGUCCUUGCAUGAUGUCUCACACUAAUAUUUUUUUCUUAAAAUUGUGGUGAACAGGCGAUCUCGGGAACUGUUAAUAAAACCGCAGAAAUGAAAACUGAA